AUGUCAAUUCAAGAAGGACAAUCACAAAGUAAUAACGAAAUGACUGCAUUGGUAGAACAGGUAGAACACCCCGUUACGAAUCCAGUAGAAGAUAUUCUUGAAUCUGAUGAGAAAAAAGGAAACACCAGUUUAAAUUCUUCUUCUGAUUCGGUACAAAAGAUUCCAGAGGAAGUAAAAGAAGAAAAGCGAAAAAUUUUGGAACAGGUUGAAUAUUACUUUGGUGAUAGAAAUCUUCCAAAAGACAAAUUUCUUAAAGAAUUAUGUGGAAAAGAUCCGAGUGGACGUGGCUGGGUUCCUAUUUCUAUAAUUCGGCAAUUCCGUAAAAUGCAAGUAUAUAAAGAUGAUACAUUAAUUGUUGAAGCAUUGAGAGAAUCUCCAGAAUUGUUGGAAGUAGACGAAACAAGCACAAAAGUUCGUAGAAAAACUCCAAUACAGAUGUCAAUUCCUGAACAUAUUAUAGAAUCUCCCAUGUGGAGUUCAAUUUAUGCGAAAGGAUUUGAUCCAAAUACUGGUCACAAUUUACAAACCGAAGUUACCAACUUUUUUAAUAAAUUUGGUAAAGUCGUACGCAUAAGAGAACGUCUAGAUGAACAGAAUAAUUUUAAAGGAUCAUUUUUCAUCCAAUUUUCCUCUCACGAGGAAGCAAAAAAAAUCUCGGAGAUGGAUUUGGAAUUCAAGGGUACUCAAAUAAAAAUGAUGAUGAAAUUUGAUUAUUGUGAGAUGAAAUGCAUAGAAAAAGGUUUAGAUCCUAAUACUAUGCGUAAACAAGAACCACGAAAUCAUAAAAAUGUGAAGUUAAAGAAUAAAGAACCUAGAUAUGAGAAAGAUUGUUUAAUUAAAUACGAAGGUGUAGGUCCUAAUGUGACAUGGGAGGAUGUUCGAAAAAAGUUUGAUUCUGAUUAUGGGAAAGUUGUAUUUGUCCAACUGUCUUCAACUACUAAGAGUGGAACUAUCCAAUUCGAAAAAGCAAUUGCAGAAAAAGUAGUUGCUUCAAUCAAAGAUGACCUGGAAUUUGAUGGGGUUAAACCAAAAAUAUCAGUAAUGACAGGACAAGAAGAAAAAGAUUAUUAUCAAAAAAGACUUGAUUAUUUUAGAGAUUGUAUUGCAAGAAAACGUGAAAAGGGUGGAGCAAAAAAACAUCGUUCUCAAAUAAAAAGGAAAAAGGGCCAAAACAACUUGACACAGAAUAAAAAUGUUCCUGAAGUUCUCUCAGCAUCUAUGGCACAGAAUAGUAGCGCUCCUGAAGUUCUUUCAACACCUGUGGAACAGAAUAAUAGCACUCCCGAAGUUCUCUCAACACCUGUGGAACAGAAUAAUAGUGCCCCUGAAGUUCUCUCUACACCAAAGAAUGGAGAAAAACGUAAGUUAGAUAAUACGGAAAUAGAUGAUUCUCCAAAAGAAACUAAGACUGUCAAAUUGAACUCUGGAGAUGCAAUUGAAAGUUUAAAUUCUUCAUAA
Diversispora eburnea is the source of this 1458-nucleotide messenger RNA. The record is from the annotation of a GenBank genome assembly. Lineage: Eukaryota; Fungi; Glomeromycota; Glomeromycetes; Diversisporales; Diversisporaceae.